Molecule: messenger RNA, 756 nt
Organism: Brugia pahangi
Lineage: Eukaryota; Metazoa; Nematoda; Chromadorea; Rhabditida; Onchocercidae
Source: the annotation of a GenBank genome assembly
AUGUGGGAUCAACAUUUAUUUCAAAUUGUUAACAAAAAUCGAUGUUUGCUAGAUGUUUCACCAUCCACAUCAUUAAUUCAACGAAUUCGAAAUAUGUUUAUCCAGGUGCAGGAAACUCCUAAUCCAGCAACUCUUAAAUUUAUUCCGGGUAAAAUGAUUAUGGGAAAAGGUAAAGGAACGCUUGAUUUCGGUAACUUCAUGUCUGCAAAGAGAAGUCCGUUGGCCAUGGAACUGUUUCGAAUUAAUGGCAUAAAAAGCGUUUUCUUUGGUGAGGAUUAUGUUACCAUUACAAAACAAAGGGAGAUUGAUGAUUGGACACUCUUAAAACCUGAAAUUUUCGCAGUGCUUAUGGAUUAUCUGCAAUCCGAGAAACCAAUCAUAAAUGAAAGUGAAAUGCUGAAAGGUCCUGAGGAUACUGAAAUACAUCCGGAGGAUAGUGAUACAGUGGCAAUGAUCAAGGAAUUGCUGGAAUGCCGUAUAAAACCAAUGGUACAAGAAGAUGGCGGUGAUGUGAUAUACAAAGGUUUUCUCGAUGGUGUAGUGCAUCUUAAAAUGCAGGGGUCGUGUACGGGAUGUCCAAGUUCAUCGGUGACACUUCAGUCUGGUAUCAAAAACAUGCUACAGUUUUAUGUACCGGAAGUAAAAGAUGUUAUGGAAGUGAAAGAUGAGGCAGACGAUAUUUUGGACUCGGCUUUCGAUGAUUUAAUGGGCAAAAUUAAGGUAAGACCAAAUCCAAACGAGCAGAGUAAAGAGUGA